CUCUCAUGCUUCUUUCUGCUAUCAGGUUGCUAGAAAAUUUUAGGUUAAUUACACAGCGGCGAGUCCGGCGAGAGCACGGUGCGUCAAGUGCCAUAAACAGUUGCGGUUGGACGAUUUCACGGCGGUCAAAGAUACCGGAGCCCGGCGAUAGAACGAGUAGCGGUACGAUUAAAUGACAAGCAGCGAUCAUGGCAACGCCCACCAACGAUAAGAAAGCUAGAGUAAUCGUUUUGGGAGGAUGUGGCUUCAUCGGCCGUAAUCUUGUGGAGUACCUGCUGAACAACGACCUGGUGUCGUACGUGAGAGUCGUGGACAAGGUGCCGCCGCAGACUGCGUGGCUCAACGCGAAACACCAACAGAUCUUCGAGCACCCAUCGCUCGAGUUCCAAAGUGCUAACUUAAUUAAUAUAGCAUCUUGUCAAAAUGCAUUUUCCUCUGAUGAGCCUAUUGAUUAUGUGUUCAAUUGUGCUGGUGAGACAAAAAGUGGCCUCACAGAUCCGGUAUACAAAGAAGGUAUCUACAAAUUGAGCCUAAACUGUGCCCAACAAGCAGCCAAAAUUAAAGUCACUCAUUAUGUCGAGAUAUCAUCUGGCCAUGUUAAUGCUUCUGAAAAGAUCCCUCAUAACGAAGAGGAUAUUGGAGAACCAUGGACAUUUGUUGCAAAGUACAAGUUACAAGUGGAACAUGAGUUGAAGAACAUUCCAGAUCUGAAGUAUACUAUACUCAGACCAGCCAUUGUAUAUGGCUGUGGCGACAGAAAUGGUUUAGCACCGCGAUUAGUAGUCGGUGGGGUUUAUAAACAUCUGGGUGAAAUGAUGAAGCUGCUCUGGGGACCAGAUCUUCAUAUGAAUACAGUCCACGUGAGAGAUGUCGCUAGAGCUAUCUGGCACGUAGCGAACCGACCAGAAACAAUGGGCCAAACAUAUAAUCUCGUCGACGAGGGAGACUCCACUCAAGGUUCCAUCAGUGCCAUAGUCUCAGAAUUGUUUAACAUCAAUCAUGAUUAUUGGGGUACUACGCUGUCUACAAUUGCUGCAUUUAAAACUGACAUGAACCACGUUGUCGAAGAGGUGAACGAUAAACACAUGGGCCCUUGGGCUGAAGCUUGUAACAAAGACGGAGUAGUGAAUAGUCCACUGUCCCCAUACAUAGAUCAAGAACUUCUGUACAAUAAACACUUGUACUUAAAGCCUGGCAAGCUGACCAACACCACGGGAUUUACAUACCAAUAUCCUAAACUGACAAAAGAUGCUCUCAUAGAGGUACUUAACGAUUAUGUAAACAUGAAAAUCUUUCCACAUUCCUUGGUUCUGUGAAUUUUAGCAAUACACCGACUGCCGUAUUCGAAUAUCAAGAAGCUUUCGACGAUUUUGUAUAAAAGAUGCAUAUACAUACAUAUAUAGAUACAUAUGUGUGUAUAUAUGGAAGUGUUUCACCUUGUGCCUAGGGAUCUGUAUAAGUUAUAUAUAUACUCUAUUAUAUGUUAUACAUCUUUACUCGGUGUUUUACACGCCGAUAAUCAAUGCUGAAUGAGUUUAUAUAUACACAUAUAGGGAAGCGUAUGUAUAUUGUAAUGGAAUACGAAGAUUUCAUAGACGGGCCUAUUGCCAAUGUGAUAAAAUAGCAAUUAAUGUACUUAAUUUUAUCGUAGUUCCUAAAGUAACGGAACUGUUAUGCACCUUGAUGGUUGCUAGUCAGACAUUGACGUUUGAGAACGAUUCGGAAUAACGUUGAAGUCUAUAUGCACGAAGAUAAAUUAUAUCAAAGUCACCUAUAUAAACUAUAAGAUGUAUAAAUCGAUUUGGACGAAUGUUUUAAGAUGAUUACUUGUUUAGCCAAAAAAAGACGCUUUUUAUAUAUAAUCUUGUCAAGACUGUGGACUGUACUAAUGAAGUUGUUGAAGACCCGUGUACACCUAUUAUAUACAUACAUAUAGAAGGGAUCACCUCCUCUAUUCACCCACUGCAUUCCAACAUGUAUCUUCCACGAGCUGUGAGUCAAGUUGAGAAAUCUUUCUAUUCCAAUAGGGAAAAUAAUACUGUUGCUAUAACUUUACGAUAACGCGAGUAUGUAGGAUCUGUAAGAAAAGGAUUGUAUUAAACCAAGUACAAACACUGUUAGAAAUGGGCCUACGAGAGAUAUUAUGUUACAAGAUUAUUAUUCCUCAUCGAUAUGAAAAUGAUCAAACCGGUAGGUAGGUCUACACAUGAACUGUGCAUCGUAUGCACACAUUUAAUAUAUUAGAAAAAGAUAAGAAAAAAAAUUGUUACACGCCUGUAUACGGCAUUGAAUGCCAUAUGAAGAUAUUAGUUUACAAUACUAUAGUAUUAUACACUUUCGAUUCCACUGUUAUGUCAAUGUCGGGGUUUAUAGAUUCUUUGAUAAAAUAAAGUUGCUCCAUUUAUUGAAA
This is a messenger RNA of Odontomachus brunneus, 2410 nucleotides long. RefSeq lists its product as uncharacterized. The record is from RefSeq and is a predicted model, not a curated record. NCBI's taxonomy places the organism in Eukaryota, Metazoa, Arthropoda, Insecta, Hymenoptera, Formicidae. Bases 189 to 1316 code for a protein of 375 amino acids. The transcript is spliced from 7 exons.